UGCGGGCCGGACGUCAGCUAGGCACGUCCCCCACGUCCUCUCCUGCUAGCCACUUAUUAUUUAUUCAUUUCCCUUAAGAAGCAGCCAGGGCCCUGAGCUUACAACUUUUUCUCCCCCCUAAUGCGAGACCAGGCCAGAUCCCAUCCAACACAUAGUUUAAUUUUCAUGGGGCUCUGGGAUCAAAAGAACAGAAACAGCAACAUCAAAAGCCCAGCCGCUAUCUGAUUUUAAACUGGCAAAGUGGAAAAAAUAAGUGUUGAGUAAACAGACCAAGCUGGGUCAUGGGGAGUUUCAGAGGUCAUGCCCUCCCUGGAACCUUCUUCUUUGUCAUGGGCCUUUGGUGGAGUACAAAGACUCUUCUGAAGUAUGUCUGCAAAAAGCACAAACGGACCUGCUACCUUAGUUCCAAAGCAUUAUUCCAUCGAGUAGAAAUUUUGGAGGGAGUUGUAAUAGUUGCCAUGGCUUUUACUGGCAUGGCUGGGGAACAAUUUAUUCCUGGAGGGCCCUACCUGACCUUAUAUAAAGAAGGCCAGUGGAACCAACUCCUCGGCUGGCAUCACUUCACAAUGUAUUUCUUUUUUGGGAUGCUUGGUGUGGCUAACAUCUUAUGUUUCACCAUCGGUUCACUUCCAGUCUCCUUAACCAAGUUAAUGUUGUCAAAUGCCUUAUUUGUGGAGGCUUUCAUCUUCUACAACCACACUCAUGGCCGGGAAAUGCUGGACAUCUUUGUGCACCAGCUGCUGUUCUUGGCCAUCUUUUUGACAGCCCUGGUGGCCUUCAUGGAGUUCCUCAUACGGAACAAUGUACUUCUGGAGCUCCUGCGGUCAAGCCUCAUCCUGCUACAGGGGAGCUGGUUCUGGCAGAUUGGUUUUGUCCUGUAUCCCCCCAGUGGAGGUCCUGCAUGGGAUCUGGUGGAUCAUGACAACAGUAUGUUUCUCACCAUAUGCUUUUGUUGGCAUUAUGCAUUGGCCUAUAUCAUCAUUGGAGUGAAUUAUGCUUUUGUCACCUGGUUGGUGAAAUCUAGACUUAGGAGGCUCUGCCCCUCAGAAGUUGGACUCCUGAAAAAUGUUGAACGAGAACAAGAAUCAGAAGAGGAGAUGUGAUUUUGAUGGGCAUCUAGUCUAUCUAGAUAAACCUAUUCUCUUUUGCAUUGUCUUUGCUCAUGGUUUUGUUUUUUUGACCUUUUGUUGGAGAUCAACAGGCAGAGGAUGACUGUUGUUUGUAUUUCUAAUUUAGUUAAAGUAUUUGAGUUUAAAUGUUUUAUUUUAGCUUUGAGAAUACUUUGGGUGAUAAGUUCAUUUUGCACAGAAUGAUAUUCAGGGGCUAGAGUGAAUUUUCUCACAUCAUGUAUCGUUUGAUGCCCAUAUUAUGAAACAUAUUUGUUUUAUGUGCCUUAUAGACAGGCUCAAGGUUCCCAGCCUUGCUACCAUUUCUAACUUGUUGAACACAGAAUUAUAAAUGUUUAUCUUGUUGCUGCAAUGAGAGAUAAAUAAAUGCAUGUA
Messenger RNA from Urocitellus parryii (Arctic ground squirrel), 1502 nucleotides. RefSeq names its product transmembrane protein 45A. Lineage: Eukaryota; Metazoa; Chordata; Mammalia; Rodentia; Sciuridae. The record is from RefSeq and is a predicted model, not a curated record.